CACAAAACCAUUUGUGAAUCAAUCAAUCAGAACCAUUAUGUCUCUCUCUCUCUUUCUAUGUCAUCUCUCACACAAUCCCAAAAUUUAUAAAGGCAUCUACAUAUCUGACAAUACAAUACCCAAAACCAAAACUCGUUUUAAUUCAUUCCUUUUUUGUUUUUAAUUUUCUUUUCUCUUCCAAACAAAACAUAUUAAUAUUACCAUCACUCCUCACCAAAUUAUUUUUUAAACAAAUUCAAAAUCUAAAUUUAAAAAAGAAUAGAGAAAUGAGUGAGAGAGAGACUGUUCUUUCAUUUGUUCCUACUAGUAAUAGUACUCGUAGCACUAGAAGUAGAUAUUAUUUUCCUUUAAUUCCAAAAUCAAAACCAAAAACAAAACCAAAAUCUACACGACCGAUUUUCCAAAACUCAACUCAAACCCAACUCAGUUACUCACCACCACCACCACCUGCUUUUGUUUUUUUUUUCUUCUUCUUAAUUUUUUAAGCUUUGAAAUUUAUUUGUUAUUAUUUCAAAUCUCACCGCACAUCUCAAUCAAUCACGCAAACUCGCAGACACUCUCUCUUCAAUUUAAUGUUUUAUUUAUUUUUUUGAUUCUUUGUAGAGAGAGAAAGAGUAUUGUUUUUUUUUUUAUGAAAAGUCUUUGCUGUUGAUAUUAGAGAGAGAAAGUCUGGAUUUUUACAAUUUAUAUUCAUUUCAUUUGCAUUCAUUCAUUCGUCUCUUUAUUACUUUUUUUGCUUUUCUCGUCAUACACACGAAAAGAAAAGGGGCCACUACUGCGGAAGAACCCUAGUUCUGGAGUGAAGGAGGGAUUGAAGCUUUGUUUUCUUGCGAUUGAGAUCAGAUAAGUGAAGGUUUUGAUUUUCCUGAGCUACUUGCAAUGGAGGUUUCUGGUUCGGAAGCAGGAGAGAAGAAGAAGCCGCCUGAGGGAGGAGAGAACAAGACCAAGCGAAAGAUGAAGACGGCUUCGCAAUUGGAGAUUCUAGAAAAAACUUAUGCAGCGGAGGCGUACCCGUCGGAGUCGCUAAGAGCUGAGCUAUCUGUAAAACUGGGGCUUUCUGAUCGGCAAUUGCAGAUGUGGUUUUGUCACAGGAGGUUAAAGGACAAGAAGGCCACGCCGGCUAAGCGGCUGCGGGGACAGGAGUCCUCACCUGCUCGCCGUGCUGGGGAGGAUGAAGUAGCAGUGGGUGGCUUGGGCAAUGAACACGCCCCUGGGUCGGGUUCGAGGCACGGGCAUGUUGCAGAGCCUCGGAGAGGUGCUCCUCGGCAUUGGGCGGGUGGUUCUAGACCUGGAGGCAGCGAAAUGCAGGUGAUGGCAAAGAGGUAUUAUGAAUCACAGCAGACUAUUGCCGAACUUCGAGCUAUUGCCUUUGUGGAGGCGCAGUUAGGGGAGCCACUGAGAGAAGAUGGGCCUAUUCUGGGGAUGGACUUUGAUACAUUGCCACCGGAUGCUUUUGGCGCACCCAUUGCAACGGUUGGGCAACACAAGCAAUCUCGUCGUUCUUAUGAUGCUAAAGUAUAUGAGCGUUCUGAUGCUAAACCAAUUAAGGGUACUGGAAGGGCUGUCCUUGAAUAUCAAUUCAUCCCAGAGAAGCCAACUGUUAAGACUGAGGCAUAUGACAAACUUACCCAUUCUUAUCACUAUGGUUCGUCUGCUGAGGGUCCUACUGCCAAGACUCCAUUGUUAUCUGCUGGGCACCCAUACACGCCUGGCAAUGAGCACUUAUCUUCUGGAUAUGGAUUUCAAGAUGCUUAUUUUGGUACUCAUCCGAUUAGUCAACUGGAAAAUCCAUAUACAGCAUCUGAGAGGAGAUUGACCAUUGAGGAGGAUGCUUUACGAAAUGAAAGGAGGCGCAAGAGUGAAGAGGCAAGAGUAGCCAGGGAGGUUGAAGCCCAGGAGAAAAGGAUAAGAAAAGAACUUGAGAAACAAGAUAUUUUGAGGCGGAAGAGAGAAGAGCAAUUAAGGAAAGAUCUGGAGAGACAAGACCGUGAGAGGCGGAAGGAAGAAGAAAGACUAUUGCGUGAGAAGCAGAGAGAGGAGGAGAGAUUCCAGAGGGAGCAAAGGCGUGAACUGGAACGGAGAGAAAAAUUCUUGCAAAAGGAGUCCAUGAGAGCAGAGAAAAUGAAGCAAAGAGAAGAAUUACGUAGAGAAAGAGAAGCAGCAAGGCUGAAGGCUGCUAAUGAGAGAGCAAUUGCUCGCAAAAUUGCUAAAGAAUCAAUGGAACUCAUUGAUGAUGAAAGAUUGGAACUGAUGGAGUUGGCUGCAUCAAGCAAGGGGCUGCCUUCCAUAGUUUCCCUUGAUUACGAAACUUUACAGAAUCUUGAGUUAUAUAAAGACAUGAGAAUUGCUUUUCCGCCAAAGUCUGUUCAUUUGAAAAAGCCUUUUGCAGUUCAACCAUGGACAGAUUCUGAGGACAACAUUGGAAAUCUUCUAAUGGUGUGGAGGUUUUUGAUUACGUUUGCAGAUGUUCUUGGACUUUGGCCUUUUACUCUGGAUGAAUUUGUUCAAGCUUUUCAUGAUUAUGAUCCAAGGUUGUUGGGUGAGAUACACGUUUCUCUAUUGAAAUCAAUUAUUAAAGAUAUUGAAGAUGUUGUAAGAACACCAUCUACAGGGUUGGGAGCAAAUCAAACAACUGCUGCCAACCCAGUAGGCGGUCAUCCACUAAUUGUAGAAGGGGCAUAUGCCUGGGGUUUUGAUAUUCGAAGCUGGCAAAACCACUUAAAUCCACUGACAUGGCCUGAAAUAUUGCGACAAUUUGCUUUAUCUGCGGGAUUUGGACCACAACUGAAGAAAAGGAAUGUCGAGCCAUCAUAUCUUCGUGACAACUAUGAAGCUAAUGAUGGUGCAGAUAUAGUUUCCAAUUUGCGUAGUGGAGCAGCUGUUGAAAAUGCUUUUGCUAAAAUGCAGGAGAGGGGAUUUUCUAAUCCACGUGGAUCUAGGCAUCGGUUGACUCCUGGAACUGUCAAAUUUGCUGCAUUUCAUGUUCUGUCACUUGAGGGGGACAAGGGUCUUACCAUAUUAGAAGUUGCAGAUAGGAUUCAGAAAUCUGGACUUCGGGACCUUACAACUAGCAAGACACCAGAAGCCUCUAUAGCUGCUGCUUUAUCUAGGGAUACAAAGCUUUUUGAGAGGACUGCUCCUUCAACAUAUUGUGUGCGUGCUGCCUAUAGGAAGGACCCAGCUGAUGCUGAGACAGUACUUUCCUCAGCCAGGGAGAGAAUAGGUGUCUUUAAAAAUGGGUUCUUGGAUGUAGAAGAUGCUGAUGAAGGUGAAAGAGAUGAAGAUUCUGAAAGCGAUGUAGGAGAGGAUCCUGAAAUUGAUGACUUAGGUACUGAAAUAAAUCCUGAAAAGGGGUCUGUAGUUUCUCAAGAAGUAAACAAAUUAAAUGAAGCAUCUAUUUCUCGUAACGGAGAGGAAAUUGUUCAAAUAAUUGAAACUAAAAAAAAAGACCUCCGGAAUUCUCGUGGAGAUUCUGUACAUUCUGAAAGCUAUGUAAAGAGGGAAGAUGCUGUUUCUUUCUUGGCCCAACCUAUUAAUGUCAACAAGAGUGAUGUACCUAAUUUUGGUUGCGAAGAUCCAGAUAUUGAUGAAAGCAAUCCUGGUGAGCCAUGGGUUCAAGGGCUUAUGGAAGGAGAAUACUCUGAUCUGAGUGUUGAGGAGCGUCUUAAUGCACUUGUUGCACUAUUAGGUGUGGCAAUUGAAGGAAACUCAAUUCGUCUUGUACUUGAGGAGCGAUUAGAAGCAGCGAAUGCUUUAAAGAAGCAAAUGUGGGCUGAGAUGCAAUUAGAUAAACGUCGCAUGAAAGAAGAUUAUGUGUUGAGAAUGCCUUACACAUCAUUUAUCAAUAACAAGUUUGAGCUCAAUCCUGUAAUUUCUUCAGCAGAGGCCAAGCAAAGUCCAUUUGUCAAUGUUGAUGACAAAAACAAUGGAACAACAGGAGAUCUUGCAGUCAAGGAGGAGCGGAUGGAGGAUCCAUCGAAUAACAAUCCUUGUGUCAACAAUUUUCCUUCUGGUGGAAACUUGCAAAUGCAAGAGGUCUGUGCUGGUCCUGAUAAUAACCUUUCUCAGCAGCCAGGAUAUGCUGUUGACAGGUCUCGAUCGCAAUUAAAAUCUUAUAUUGGAUACAAGGCAGAAGAGAUGUACGUGUAUAGAUCAUUGCCACUUGGUCAGGAUCGUACACGCAAUAGGUACUGGCAGUUCAUUACUUCUGCUUCUCAAAAUGAUCCUGGCUGCAGCAGGAUCUUUGUUGAGUUGAAUGAUGGGCGUUGGAGGCUUAUUGAUUCUGAAGAGGGUUUUGAUGCUUUGCUGGCUUCGUUGGACAUACGAGGGGUUAGGGAAUCCCAAUUGCACGCAAUGUUGGUAAGGAUUGAACUCUUUUUCAAGAAAGCUGUAAGGAAGAAGAUGCUGCAUGCUAACAUGGGGAGGCAACGUGAAGACACUGGAAAAACAGCAGUUCCCAUUGAUUGCAGUAAUGGUAUUGAUAGCCCUAGCAGUACUCUGUGUCUUGCUGAGUCUGAUUUGUCGGAGAGCUCUACUUCUUUUGUGAUUGAGCUUGGGAGGAACAAAAUUGAGAAAAGUGGUGCAUUUCAGAGAUAUCAAGAUCUGGAGAGGUGGAUUUGGAAAGAAUGCUUAAGUUCUUCAAUGCUAUAUGCUAUCAAGCAUGGGAAGAAAAGGAGCAAGCAACUUCUGAAUGUAUGCGAUUCUUGUCAUGGGAUCUAUUCUUCUGAAGAUAAUCAUUGUCCUUCUUGCCAUAGAACAUUUAGUUCCUCUGAGAGUGGUACAACAAGUUUUUCUGAACACAUUACUCGAUGUGAAGAUAAACUUACCCUGAACCAAUAUGGGACUUUGAAUGAUUCACCUUCCUUUCCCCUGAGGAUCAGAUUACUGAAAGUAGUGCUAGCUUUAAUAGAGGUUUCUGUACCUCCAGAAGCUCUUCAAUCUCUGUGGACUGAUAGCCAUCGUAAAUCAUGGGGUGCCAAGUUAAAUGCAUCAUCCUCAGCUGAAGACCUUCUCCAGGUUCUCACAUUGUUGGAAAGUGCCAUUAAGAGGGAGAAUCUAUUCUCAGAGUUUGAGACCACCAAUGAACUUCUGGAUUCCUUGAAUCCAAGAAGAUACAUUGCUCCUCAUUCUACCUGUCUCGAAACAAUGACAGUGCUUCCAUGGGUACCCCUAACAACAGCUGCUGUGGCUUUGAGAAUCAUGGAGUUCGAUGCAGCCAUUUUUUAUGUACCGCAACAGAAACUGGAUUCACAAAAGGACAGGGGAUCUGGAAAUGUUAUUAAGUUGUCUUCAAAAUAUGCAUUAAUGAAAAAUUCGUUUGAUGAUGGGAUAACCAGAACUCCAUGUCAAGUUGACAAUCUCAAGAAAGAUAGUUGGGUUGAUCUUGGGGAGGGACUGCAAAACUCUGGCUUCAAAAAAGGAAGCCGUGGAAAUGGAAGAGCACGGGGCGGUAGUAAUGUGACUACUAGUACUCGUGGGGGUCAAUUGCAGAAAAGAGCUAUUGGUUCUAGAGGUGAAACUGUGAAGAAAAAUGUUAGGGCAUUGGGGCGAGGACUCAGAUGGAAAGGUAGUCAACGUGGAGGAUGUAAACGUGGUCGACGCACUGUUAGAACCAAGCAAAAACCAGCGAAAAGAAUGUUUGGGACUGGUGUGGAGGAGGAAACUUUUCCAAAAGAGAUCAUUGAUGAGAAGUUCCCAAGAAGUGUAGUCCAAGAUUGGAAUACAGAAGAUGCAACUGGUUUGCAAAUGGAAGAUGCUGAACCAGCUAGCAGCAUUUCUGGAAGAUCGGAGUAUGAUGAAGAAAACGGUCAAGGAUCGGGAGAUGAAUUUGAUGAAAUGGCUAUGGAAGACGAAGACUACAACACUGGCUUCAAUGAUAGGUCGGGUGAAUUAGACGGUAGCGAUUAUAAUGUUGAUGAGGUUGAUGAUGAUGACGAUGACAAUGAUGAAGAUGACGAUCAAGAUGAGUACAAUGUCAGGCAAGUUGAACAAAGGGAUUUUGAUGUUGACAGAUACAUAAAUGGUGAUUCAGAUGAAGAGGAAAACAGGGGAGGAGGGCAAGACAUGGAAAUUGAUCAACAAACGGGAUCCACGUCUUCAGAUUAUAGUGAGAGUGACUAGAUAGAAAUAGACAAAAAAUUCAAACAAUAUUGUACAUUUUGAGAUACAAGGGUAUCCCUAUUUAUGUUGCAAUAUUAUUUUAUCAAAGAUGGGGAAUAACAGAGUGCAACUGUUAACUGAUAGAAUGAAAUAGCUAUGCAAAGCCCAACCAAAGGAAAGAAAAAAGGAAAAUACAAUUUUUCUAUGGGGUGGAAGGGUUUUGCAUGGUUACUAAUUACCUAUUGCUUAGGGGAACCACCUUGUAUUAAAAUAUGCCUUAUCAUCUAUGUAAAUAUUUUAGUACUCUUUAGUCA
Molecule: messenger RNA, 6413 nt
Organism: Cannabis sativa
Lineage: Eukaryota; Viridiplantae; Streptophyta; Magnoliopsida; Rosales; Cannabaceae
Product: homeobox-DDT domain protein RLT2
Exons: 19
Coding region: 880-6120 (1746 amino acids)
Biological process (GO): regulation of transcription by RNA polymerase II
Molecular function (GO): DNA binding
Source: RefSeq, a predicted model, not a curated record